CGCUCGUGCAAACUGCUGCCAUAGCUGAGAAAGUAUUCACCGGACAUUUUAAGUUGGAUUGUGGAUAAAAUUUACAUAAAAGAUUAUUUGAAGCCUCUAAUUCCACCAUGAGCCGUGGGAAUCAACACACCAUCUUCAGAAUGUCCAUGUUUUGCGUGGUAUUGUUUUGGUUUGGAACGUCAGUGGUUUCUUGCACAGACCUGCAAGUUAUCACCGUGGCAACACAUGCAAACGAUGGUCUCCGAAGGUACAUGAAGUCUGCACAGAAAUAUGGAUUCGAUGUCAAAGUCCUGGGCUUCGGCCAACAGUGGGAUGGUGGUGAUAUGGAGGCUGGAAUUGGUGGAGGUCACAAGGUCAACAUGCUGAAAGAAGGACUCCAGGAGUUCGCAGGACGGGAUGACCUCCUCCUGAUGUUUACUGACAGUUACGAUGUUGUAUUUACUAACACGGCCGAAGAAUUGCUAAAAAAGUUCAAGAAAUUUGAUGCCAGAGUGAUAUUUUCUACGGAGGGUUUCUGUUGGCCCAAUCGAGACCUGGCUGAAGAUUACCCAGAAGUCAAACCACAGGAAAGUCGAUUCCUAAACUCCGGAGGAUUCAUUGGGUACGCCAAAGAUAUCGUGGAAAUCAUCAACCAUAAGGCUAUAGGUAAUCAGGACGACGAUCAACUGUAUUACACAGAAAUAUUCUUGGACAAAGCUCUGCGAAAAAAAUGGAACUUAAAGUUGGACACUAAAUCAGAAAUAUUUCAAAAUCUCCAUGGUGUUUUAGGAAAUGUUGACCUGAAGUUUGUAGGAUCAAGGAGUUAUCUGUACAAUUCCAAGACUGGGACCACUCCUGUUGUUAUCCACGGAAAUGGUCCAAUUAAGCCGGAGUUUAACCGAAUUGCAAACUACCUUGGUGACGGGUGGACACAGAGUAUGGGCUGUCAGUCAUGUCAGGAGGAUUUUAUCAGUCUGCGAGAUGUCAAGCCAGAUGAUUUUCCUACAGUACUGAUGGCCGUGAUGAUUGAACAGCCAACGCCAUUCCUUAAUGAGUUUUUGGGACAUAUCCGAGAUCAGAUCUACCCUAAACAAAAGAUAAGCCUUUUUGUUCACAACAAGGUGAAGCUCCAUGAUAAGACCGUGUCAGACUUCCUGGAAACCGUGAAAGACGAUUACCAUUCCAUCAACCACUUACGGGCUGAUGACCAAGUAACCGAGAUCCAGGCUCGUAACUGGGCACUCGAGGAAUGUACGAAGAGAAAAUGUCAGUAUUUCUUCAACGUCGAUUCCACAUCCCAACUGCGUCACCAUGGUGGACUUCACAUCCUUAUAGAGACCAACAGGACAGUACUGGCACCGAUGUUGACAAGGCCAUAUAAACUCUGGUCAAACUGGUGGGGCGCCCUCAACAAAAACGGAUUCUACGCCCGUUCGGACGAUUACAUGGAUAUUGUACAGAAUAACAAGAUGGGUUUAUGGAAUGUUCCGUUUAUCACUGGUACAUAUCUCGUUCACGGAUCUUUAGUCCCAUCCUUACAUGGAGCCUACACCAAUCCUGACCUUGACCCAGAUAUGGCUUUUUGCAAGGUCAUCCGUGAUAAGGGUAUUUUCCUGUAUGUAUCCAACAUGUUUAUGUACGGGCACCAGACAGAUCCUGAUAACUAUGAGACAACACACAAAAAUAACGACAUGUUUGAUAUCUUCAACAAUCCUUGGGACUGGGAGUUGAAAUAUAUAAAUAAGAAUUAUUCGAUGAGUCUAGAUCCUAACUACACACUUCCCCAGCCAUGCCCGGAUGUUUUCUGGUUCCCUAUCGUCACUGAUGCUUUUUGUGAUGAACUCAUCUCAGAGAUGGAAAAUCAUGGUGGUUGGUCUGGAGGACGCGACAGUCACAAGGAUGAGAGAUUAGCCACAGGCUACGAGAAUGUACCUACAGUCGACAUCCAUAUGAAUCAGAUUGGAUUCGAGAGACAAUGGCUGCAUUUCCUGAAGAUCUACGUAUCAAGACUACAACAGCGGGCUUAUGAGGGAUACUUCCAUGAUCCUCCACAUGCUAUCAUGAACUUUGUGGUACGUUACCGACCAGAUGAACAGCCUUUCCUAAAACCUCACCACGAUUCAUCAACCUUUACGAUUAACAUCGCCCUAAACACACCGAACGUAGACUUCGAGGGAGGUGGCUGUAGAUUUAUACGUUACAACUGCAGCGUUCAGUCCACAAGAAAAGGCUGGAUGUUGAUGCACCCAGGGCGACUGACACAUUACCACGAAGGACUUUAUACAACUAAGGGCACACGUUAUAUUAUGGUGUCAUUCAUAGACCCAUAAACAUCACAUCUUGGUCUUAUUCAUAAUGGUCUCAUUAUUCCAUAAACAACAUUUUGUCUUGGUCUAAUAAUAAGAAGACUGCAACAUCUCAUAUUUUUCAUGGUUCAUAGACCAAUAAAUACUAUGCUACAAACAUGGUGUCAUUCAUACACCCAUAAACGUCAUGUUUCAUUUAUAGAUCCGGAAAUAGCGCCUCAAAUGUACUACAAACAUCACCUCAUGAACUACGUGGUCUAACAGGUUGCAUUAUGAUCUUGUUUGAAGACCUAUGGAUACUGCUUCAUAAAGUUUUAUUCAUAGGCCUAUAAAUACCUCUUCAUAUAAGGUUUUAUUUAUAAACCAAUAAUAACACCACAUGUUUUUACAUGUAUGUGAUCGGAUUCUCAAAACGUAUUAAUUAAACUGUUAUCAACAAUGUAUCUGUCUUUAAUUUUGAUAAUCGGGCCAGAAAUAAAUUCAAUGUUUAACUUUUUCUGUCCAUCAAACAUUGUUGUUUAGUUUGUUUAUGAAUAAAACUUUCUCUGUUUAUAAAGACUUGCAUAUGAGUAUGCAUCUCUUUGUUAAUUAUACUAUA
Ylistrum balloti is the source of this 2883-nucleotide messenger RNA. RefSeq names its product multifunctional procollagen lysine hydroxylase and glycosyltransferase LH3-like. Lineage: Eukaryota; Metazoa; Mollusca; Bivalvia; Pectinida; Pectinidae. The transcript is spliced from 20 exons. Bases 108 to 2309 code for a protein of 733 amino acids. Gene Ontology annotation, biological process: peptidyl-lysine hydroxylation. Gene Ontology annotation, molecular function: procollagen-lysine 5-dioxygenase activity; L-ascorbic acid binding; iron ion binding. The record is from RefSeq and is a predicted model, not a curated record. Gene Ontology annotation, cellular component: endoplasmic reticulum.